Gongylonema pulchrum is the source of this 887-nucleotide messenger RNA. NCBI's taxonomy places the organism in Eukaryota, Metazoa, Nematoda, Chromadorea, Rhabditida, Gongylonematidae. The record is from the annotation of a GenBank genome assembly.
AUGAAGAAAAAGCUGGACGUCUCAAUGAAAUGCUGGAUGGUAACAAGCACGAUGAUCUAUCCCAAAUUUGUGGAUAGCAAAUUACGUUCGGGCAACAAGGAAUCAACGGAGGAAGAGCUGGAAACUCUUAUGGAUGAUGUGAUCAUGAUCUUCAGGUUUGUACAGGGAAAAGAUGUUUUUGAGGCAUUUUACAAGAAAGAUCUUGCUAAAAGAUUACUGUUGGGACGGAGUGCAUCCGUUGAUGCUGAAAAAUCGAUGCUUUCAAAAUUAAAGCAAGGAAAAGAUGUUUUUGAGGCGUUUUACAAAAAAGAUCUAGCGAAAAGAUUACUGUUGGGACGGAGCGCAUCCGUGGAUGCUGAAAAAUCGAUGCUUUCAAAAUUAAAGCAAGAGUGUGGAGCGGGAUUUACAAAACGACUGGAAGGGAUGUUCAAAGAUAUGGAACUCUCAAAAGAUCUUGCCACUGCAUUUAAACAGUUUUAUGCUUCAAAACACAGUGGGCGCAAACUGCAGUGGCAGUACGGUCUCUCGCAGCUUUUACUACGGGCACAUUUUAAUGUUGUAAAAGAAUUGCAAGUUUCAAUGUUCCAAGCUCUGGUGCUUCUGCUGUUUAACGAGAAAAUUGAAUGGAAAUACAGUGAAAUUCAAGCAGCUACUAAAAUCGAAAAAACAGAAUUGGAAAGAACGAUGCAGUCACUGGCUUGUGGUAAAUUACGUGUACUCAAUAAAACACCGCGUAGCAAAGAAAUCGAUGAUAACGAUAUAUUCGCAUUCAAUCCGGAAGUUAAUGAGAAAUUGUACAGAAUUCGUAUAAGCCAAGUACUAAUGAGAGAAACGGUUAGUCGACAUUUUUCUUUUUUUUUUCGCACUGAGUUAAAAGGGCGUUAAUU